Molecule: messenger RNA, 411 nt
Organism: Penicillium diatomitis
Lineage: Eukaryota; Fungi; Ascomycota; Eurotiomycetes; Eurotiales; Aspergillaceae
Product: transcription initiation factor IIA subunit gamma
Exons: 3
Coding region: 1-411 (136 amino acids)
Biological process (GO): transcription initiation at RNA polymerase II promoter; RNA polymerase II preinitiation complex assembly
Cellular component (GO): transcription factor TFIIA complex
Molecular function (GO): TBP-class protein binding; RNA polymerase II general transcription initiation factor activity
Source: RefSeq, a predicted model, not a curated record
AUGGCUCAGCAACAACAAUCAUACUACGAGCUGUAUCGUGGCAGCAGUCUCGGUCUUUCCCUUACGGACACACUGGAUGACUUGAUUAACGAGGGCCGGAUUGAGCCUCAACUGGCAAUGAAGAUAUUGUCCACCUUUGAUAAGGUCGUCACAGAGGUCUUGGCCGAGAAAGUCCGAGCCCGACUUACGUUCAAGGUACAUGAUCCACAAGCGCUUGUCUGGGAUUACGCGCGCGAAGGCUCAGGUCUUUGUGUUCCUAUCGAGGGCCAUCUCGACACCUACCGAUUCUGCGAUGAAGUCUGGACAUUCCUUAUCAAGGACGUGACCUUCAAACUCGACAACCAGACCACCGUUUCCGCCGAACGGGUGAAGAUUGUCAGCUGCAACAGCAAGCGCCCUGGCGAGACCUAA